This is a messenger RNA of Macrosiphum euphorbiae (potato aphid), 594 nucleotides long. Lineage: Eukaryota; Metazoa; Arthropoda; Insecta; Hemiptera; Aphididae. The record is from the annotation of a GenBank genome assembly.
AUGGAAUCAGUCCAUGUAUUUAGGGAAGCCACAUCAAAUGUGGUUCAUUGCCCGUUCAACAUAGCCCACUCAAUGCCUCAAAAAUCUUUAAUAACGCAUUUGGCGAAAUGCCCAGACAAGAGGCCGAACCAAACCGUGUGUUCAUUUAAUAACUUGCACGUGGUAGAGGCUUUGCAUUUGGCUGUUCAUGAAGCCGGGUGUCCCGAUCGCUUAAAUUAUGAUCAAAUAGUUUACCAAACCACAGAAACUAAGCAUGAUGUGAAACUUAAUGUGCCUGAAAUAAUUGAUGAUGUGGAUGAAACAUGGGAUGACGCAAGUACCAACCAACAACGUUCAAACGAAACCAUUCCCGUUCAAAAUGUAAUCAAAACUAUUAAUGAAAAGCCAUGUUUCAUGAGACCACCAGCAGGCUGCACGAAAUCAGAACGAAAAAAAUAUCGUUCUGAAGCACAGAAGGCAUAUCGAGAUGUAGACCUGUCAUACAAACCCAAUUCAAGUAUAAAUGAUAGAAUUGAUGAUUCUAAGACAAAAAGUGGUAGUAAAAAUGUUCAGCAAGGUAAAAAAAAUGGAUUAUUUUUUGGAAAGAGACCAUAA